Molecule: messenger RNA, 702 nt
Organism: Talaromyces stipitatus ATCC 10500
Lineage: Eukaryota; Fungi; Ascomycota; Eurotiomycetes; Eurotiales; Trichocomaceae
Exons: 2
Coding region: 1-702 (233 amino acids)
Source: RefSeq, a predicted model, not a curated record
AUGCGGUCGUUUACUGCACUAAUAAAGGCCCAGAAUCGAUCCAUGACUCGACACGCAUUCACUCAAGUUCGCGAGGCUCAGCGUCUGCGCCAACUCACAUAUGCCCAGCUUAUGGAUAAGGGGGACUUCGAAAUCCUGAACUGGAUCGACUUGACUAUCAGAGAUGCAGAAGAAGCAACCUGGGACAUGCUAGCCUGGAUCGAGCCCGCCCGCGUAGAACAAGAGACGCGCGGCGAAGGGAGGAUGCGUUUCGGAAAGCGGAUGCUUUGGGCGCUACGGAACAAUAGUCAACGCGGGGAUGAAAAGCGAAGUCAUCUACUGCUUUGUCUUGGCAGUCUCUCGCCAGUAAUCAGUCAUCUCCAUCAAAUCACUCCCUUGGAAUCGCAGGAAAUCACGCGUGACAACGACCGCGUUCGGUCUUACUUGCCAACGCGUGUUGAUGAGCAUGGUCAAGCGGUGCUGGGAAGACAUUUUAUAGAUUCUAUGAAUCUCAGCAGUACCAUAUCUCUUGUUCUCCCUAGCGAGAUUGGGUCUCUGCGCUCUGCAGAGGAGAUACCAAAGAAUGGGCCCGAGGAAACUGUUUCUAUCAAUCAUGAAAUCAGUGAGAUGUUGGCUUGGCGGCGAUCAAAACAGUCCGAUAUUGUGGACAGGCCCCAGACCAAAUUUGUAGCCGAGUUGGAGAGCGUCACACUGUCAGAUUAA